Molecule: messenger RNA, 833 nt
Organism: Pseudovirgaria hyperparasitica
Lineage: Eukaryota; Fungi; Ascomycota; Dothideomycetes; Acrospermales; Acrospermaceae
Exons: 2
Coding region: 126-482 (118 amino acids)
Source: RefSeq, a predicted model, not a curated record
CCUUUCUUUUGUCUGCGUAAUGAUUCUGUGAGGAAUGGUGAGAGGAUUUGCAGUUGUUUGAUCUAUAACAACAUAUACAUAUAGACAGUUUAGCUUCUAGAGACACGGAGCUGAUCUGUUCAACUAUGUCUGGACUCAAACCAUCUCGAGACUGUGUCCAUUUGAUCGCCGGGACUUGCAUCUACUACACAGCGGCACCUAUACUUUACGCUGGUACCAUAUUCAACACCAUACGCCUGACCUAUCAACUGGCUUUCACCUUCAAGAAAAAGAGCCAGCAGGAUGCUGAUGGCCCAGAGAGACAAGCCCAGCGGCGUCGGGCUCGCCUCACCAAGAACCUCCGAGCACAGCUACAAGAAAUAGAGAUCGAAAAGUUGAAUGCACGAGGGAUGGGGAAUAUCAAAGACCACUGCCCAGAGUCAGAAAUAUGGGCAUCUGUUGAUGGAAGAUCCACAGUUUCAAUGGUUGGGCGUGUGACCUGAAGUGCAAAGAAAGAUUGGAGUCACGAACGGGACAGACAUGAAUGUCGAUAACGGAAUCAAGGAUAUGGACGCACACGCCAAGGAUGUCGGGAACAAGCAAUCAAGGCGUUCACGAAAAUGGGUAGUAGAGGAUGAUGCUUCGACAUGUCACGUGUGACAAUUGAAGCAGCUUCAAUUCGGUAUCCGGGGGCGUAGGCCUGGAGUUCGAAGUUCGAAGUCUCGUCGAGACCAAGACUCCGCGCUCAGUAUCUUACGACAAGAGUGGCUGUUGCAACUAGUAGAUCUAAGAUAAGUGUUAGCCCUUGUUCAUCCACAAGUUGGAAGCACAAAAGAUAGUUUGACAAGCGAGAU